CUAAUGAGGAACGGAAUGACGCUCCAUUGAUUUAUUUCAGUUCAUUCAUUUAGACACUUUACUAAUGUACUUUGUUGAAACAUAACCCUAACAUAAUCGUGUUAUUCCACAGUACUAGUCUGCCUACUGUUUUGCAGAGAUGCGAUUCAUGUUUAGUUUGUUCAAUGUUCACUCAAUGUUGUGUUUCACGCAAACAUUUUUUGGAGGAUAUUGUGCAGGUAUGCAGCGAGGUAUGAGUCGCAGAUUAUAGCAGAGAAAAAACAGCAAAACACAGAGACCACCACUAAGGGCUUAGUGACUUUAAAACAAACUAAAAUAUUAAUGUGCCAACUGGACACAAGUGAAGCAUUGCAAGGCAAUCAGCAAUUAGGCAGCGGUGAAACGGUCGGGGAAUGGAAACCGCGCCGGGAAAAAAACACAACAGCUCAUAAUUUGUUAGAGUGUGCAAGGGGAAAUGUAAAAUGAUACCAAUUUCUCAUUAAUGUUGUUUAUGUUGUUCGUUUUGGAAGCUUCCUCUUCCUCUACUUGAGAAAUACGACGUGAAGCCUACAUUCCGAGGGCUGUCAACUUGCAAAGCACUCAGUCUUGUAUGUGUAGUGAGAGCUUUCACUGAACUGACGAGAAUACGCUGAUUUCGACGUCACCUCCAACUCUGAAGUGACAUCACGGUACAUCACAUCAGGGGGGAAGUCUAUCAACAUGCAAAUCUGGACUCAGAAGACGGGGCUGAAACAGACAGUGUGAGUGAACAGAGGAGACACGGAUCAUCAGCAAUCCUCCCACGGCGUUUCUCACUUCAACACAGCAAAACAUUAAAAAAAAAACAUAAUGGGAUUUCAAAAUAUCCUCACUGAAUGUUUUCUUGGCUUCUGCAACUAUGAGACACCGAUGAAAAUAGUAGUUAAAAACACAACUCUCGGAAUCAUUUAUAGGGGGGUCCAGCUUUUGGUGAUUACUUAUUUCUUAUGGUAUGUCUUCAUCAGUCAGAAGGCCUACCAAGAGAUCGAGACACGUCCACAGAGCUCAGUGUACACUGAGAUGAGAGGUGUUGGAUUGCUGGAGGACACAGUGAAGGAUGAGGUGGAGUAUGUCCGACCAUCUGAGGGCGGUGAUGUCAUCAGUGCCAUCCUACGCAGAGAGGUGACGCACAACCAGGUGCAGGGGGUGUGUGCAGAGGAUAUAACGCUUGCCAGCGCCCGGUGUAACAAGGACUCCGACUGCGUGGCAGGAGUGCUCGACUUUGAUGGCAACGGCCAGCGAACGGGACGCUGUGUGCCCUAUUACAACGAGUCCCGCAAGACGUGUGAGAUCAAGUCCUGGUGUCCCAUCGAGAAGUUUGCAGCUGUCAGGGAGCCACCACUGCUGGUAGCAGAGAACUUCACGAUCUUCAUCAAGAACUCCAUCCACUUUCCCAAAUUCGAUGUGCUGAGAACGAACCUCAUAAAGAAGAGGAGAUAUUUGAACAGGUGUACCUACAGCGAGAAGCACUCGGACUGUCCCAACUUCCGGCUUGGAUACAUUGCAGACCAGGCCAGGGUGAAAUUCAGCGAUCUGUGCGAGAUGGGAGGGAUCAUCGGCGUCUUCAUAAACUGGAAAUGUGACUUUGACCUGGCGCCCAAAGAAUGCAAGCCCGUCUACACCUUCCGCCGGCUCAGCGUGGUCAAGAACUCGCCAGACUCCGGCUACAAUUACAUGUAUGCCAAGUUCUACAGCAGGGAUGGACAAGAGUCAAGGACCCUCAUCCGAGCUUAUGGGAUGCGCCUGGAUAUUAUCGUCCACGGAGAGGCGGGGAAAUUUGCUAUCAUUCCGACCAUUAUCAACAUGGUGGCAGCCGUAUCAUCUGUCGGAAUUUGCUCUAUGAUUUGUGAUUGGGUCCUGCUAACCUUCAUUGACAAGAAUGAGGUCUACAGUCAGAAGAUGUUUGAUGAAAUUUCUCAAGACAGAGCCGAGGGGACGAUUCCGACGACAGUGACUGAGCUCACCAUCACGUCCUACGGCUCCACCCAUUCAGACCUGUCUGAGGGCGUGGCGCUUUGACCCCCCCACCCCCCACCCCCACAGAAGUCUGAGGCAAGAGGCGUGGCACUCCAAACCGCGGGGAAGGGACAGCACUGCGUUUCUCACUGGAGAUGAUGGUUUUUUUUGCCUUUCCGUAGAAGAAGUAGCCAAUAGAGACACUGAAUGCUCUUUGGAGGGGGCCAGAGAACAGCCCACUUUGAGUGCUCUCUCUGGAUAAACAUCCCCUUACGCUGGGUUCUGCGACUGACUUGAGAGGCUGUGGGCAGCCUUAAAAGCCCUUAAUGCAUCGGAAAAAAUAUAUAUAUACGCAAACUGUUUAAACGGUUCCCUGUGCUGCGCGGCUAUUUUAAAGUGUCAAUCGUUAUUUUUUUUGACAGUUUUGGUGGAUUUGGCACGACUGGUGGUCACUACGGUUCAUUUUCAUACUCCAAAUCCCAGAGUUGCUUUCAUAAUGACACAACUUUCUUGGGGUGUGGAGCACUAGGAACAUUUUCAGUGUUGUUUUUUUUAGUUUUUGGAACAUAUUUUGGAGAAGGAAGACUGCCUGAUGGUGAACACAGUAUAUCGAGGAGCAAUUAUGGCCACACAAUGCAAAUACAUUUAAGGGAUAAGGGAUUUUGCUACGAAAAUGCCAGCAUAAAAAAAUGAAAAAAAUAAAGAUUGACACUUUAAAUAGCUCAAGUUCCUCUCUGGUGAAUCUCAGGAAAGCCCUAUGAAUCUAUCUGAAAUGCACUUAAUGAAAGGCACAUUUCACUGGUAAUGUAAUGCGAAAUGGCUUUGCUAAAUAGCUAAAUUGACCAUAGCUUAACGCGCCAUCCUAUACACUGUGCAGUACUUCAGUCACACUAACAAGAGUGCAAAGCUGUUAAAUGAUUUCGACAUUAUGGGAGAAGUAUGAUUUUCUUCAACAGCGAAAUAGACUGGAUUGGCUUUUUUAUUUGAACAAUGGUUUUAUAUAAAUGGUUUUAAUUUGAAGGUAUACUUUUUUUUUUUUUUUUUUUUUUUACAAUACUUUAAAAACCAAAUGAUGUGC
This is a messenger RNA of Conger conger (European conger), 3052 nucleotides long. It is a transcript of the gene p2rx2, whose product is annotated as purinergic receptor P2X, ligand-gated ion channel, 2. The coding region runs from base 829 to 2037 and encodes 402 amino acids. Gene Ontology annotation, biological process: monoatomic cation transmembrane transport; response to ATP. Gene Ontology annotation, cellular component: nuclear inner membrane; plasma membrane. Gene Ontology annotation, molecular function: extracellularly ATP-gated monoatomic cation channel activity; ATP binding; purinergic nucleotide receptor activity. The record is from RefSeq and is a predicted model, not a curated record. NCBI's taxonomy places the organism in Eukaryota, Metazoa, Chordata, Actinopteri, Anguilliformes, Congridae. The transcript is spliced from 12 exons.